Messenger RNA from Ipomoea nil (Japanese morning glory), 1854 nucleotides. RefSeq lists its product as uncharacterized. The transcript has 8 exons. Lineage: Eukaryota; Viridiplantae; Streptophyta; Magnoliopsida; Solanales; Convolvulaceae. Gene Ontology annotation, molecular function: glycosyltransferase activity. The record is from RefSeq and is a predicted model, not a curated record. The coding region runs from base 32 to 1732 and encodes 566 amino acids.
UUCAUCCGCGGCGAAAUGGAGUUUCUGGAGCAUGAUUUGCCUAGUAGUGGGCUUAAUAGCACAUCAAGAUUUUAAGAUUAGUUUUGAGUUCUCCGUUCGUCCUCCUCCGCCGGCCGUUCAUAAUGUUGAAUCCUCCAUUCCUUCUCCGCCGGAUAAUUUUGAGUUCUCCGCUCCUCCUCCUCCGUCGGCCGUUCAUAAUGUUGAAUCCUCCGUUCCUUCUCCGCCGGAUAAUUUUGAGUUCUCCGCUCCUCCUCCUACGUCGGCCGUUCAUAAUGUUGAAUCCUCCGUUCCUUCUCCGCCAGAUGUCGACCUGAGUUUCUUAGAAGAUGUGGACAUGAGUUUCUUGGAAGAUGCCAAGUUUGAGCCUUAUUAUUAUAAUCGCAGCAUCGAUAAGUUCAGGCAGGAAAAUGGCAAGUUUGACAAACUCCGCUCUGAAAAACUCAAACUUUGUUUGAUUUUUUCAGAUCUAUUAAUUGAUAAACCACAUCAAUAUGUUAUGAUUAAUUUUGCAUCAGCAUUGAAGAAGAUUGGCCAUGAAAUCCAGGUGUUCACACUUGAAGAUGGUCCUAUGCGUUCUGUGUGGGGAGAAGAUUAUGGAAUUCCUGUCAGAAUCAUACCACGAUCUAAUAAUCUAAAUUGGCUAAAGUUCGAUGUUGUGUUUCUGAACUCAUUCGAUGUUAUGUUUCGGAACUUAUUGUCAACUAUGGCCAUCACGUUUAAACUUAGACACGAAGAAUCUUUUAAAAGUGUGCCUGUUAUAUGGACUGUUCGUGAACGUGCACUUGCCAUUCGAUUGGAAGCAUAUAGCUCAACUACCAACGUUGAUGAUUGGAGAAAACUUUUCAAACGUGUCAAUGCUGUUGUGUUUCCAAACUACAAUCUGCCGAUUGCAUAUUCAAAAUUUGAUACUGGAAACUACUUUGUGAUUCCAGAGCUUCUUACUGAAUUACAAAAAGAUGAAGAAGAUUUUGAAGAUGAAGAAGAUGGUGUUGACGUUCUGACGAGGGAUUUGGCGAGGGAAAUGACGUGGGAUAUAUAUCGAAAGAUAGGGUGCCGCCCAGCACACACCAUGAUUACCAUUGUGGGAAGCCAACAAUAUCAAUACAAAGAUCUUCUACGUGAUCAAGCUCUUGUUUUACAGGCUCUAUUACCAGUUUACAAAGCUAAUACUGAAGUUGGGUGUCCAAAAUUUAUCAAAAUAGUUGUUUUUGGUGGACCUUCAAUGAUAGAGACUGUUGCAUUGAAGUUGAAGUAUCCAAUUGGAGCGGUGAAGCAUAUGGGUCCAGACGAAGAUGCUGAUACCAUUUUGAGAUUGAGUGAUUUUGUGAUAUAUGCAUCAUUCCAUGAAGAAGAGCAGGCUUUCCCGUACACUCUCCUAAAAGCAAUGCGUUACCAGAUCGCCGUUGUAAUAGCUCCAGACCUGCCAAUUAUCAAGAAACAUGUUGUUGAUGGAGUCAGUGCGUUCCUUUUUCCAAAAAAUAACGUCAAGGUUUUAACUAAGAUGAUGAUAUUUUAUAUGGAAGAAAAUGAAGAAAAUGAAGAUCGAGUCCAAAAUGUUACAGUUGAAGGAAGUUUUAUAGCCGAGGACCAUAUGAUGUCAAAGAGUAUCGAAGGGUAUGGUUUAUUAUUGGAAAAUUUAUUAUUGGAAAACAUUAUCAAGAUUCCAACCGUUGCAGCAAAGUCUCCCCCUUUCCCUACUCCCCGUCCCUAUCACGGUUUUAGUUUCGUGUAGGACUCGAAGCUCAUAGGAUUUGUAGGACCUAUCUUUUUUUUUUUUAAAAAAAAAGUUGAGAAACAAUUCAACCAUACUAAGGCGAUUCCCAUGUAUGUGGUGAACAACAUUAUUAUGGAUAA